GGCUGUAGAAGCUCGUGGAGCCCGGGUGGUUUAGCUUGUGCAGUCGUCUGCGCCGGUUGGUCCCAGUUCCCCCCUCGGCGUUUUCAGGGCCAGCCUACCUCGCCCCUUGGCGCCAUGACCACUACCACUACCUUUAAGGGUGUGGACCCUAACAGCAGGAACAGCUCCCGGGUUUUGCGGCCUCCAGGUGGUGGGUCCAAUUUUUCAUUAGGCUUUGAUGAGCCAACAGAACAGCCUGUGAGGAAGAACAAGAUGGCUUCUAACAUCUUUGGGACACCUGAAGAGAACCCCCCAUCUUGGGCCAAGUCAGCAGGUGCCAAGUCUAGUGGUGGCAGGGAAGAUUCGGAGUCGCCUGGAACACAGAGAAGUAACUCUUCUGAAGCAAGCUCUGGAGAUUUCUCAGACCUCAAGGGAGAAGGUGCUAUACACGAAAAUGUGGACACAGACUUCCAAGCCAACCUGGCACAGAUGGAAGAGAAGCCGGUGCCCGCUGCUCCUGUGCCCAGCCCAGUGGCUCCAGCCCCAGUGCCAUCCAGGAGAAACCCCCCUGGCGGCAAGUCCAGCCUGGUCUUGGGUUAGCUUCUUGUGUUGGAACUCUGUCCUUCUGUUUGUUUGUUUUUCCAUGCUUGUGAACUGCACAACGUGAGCCUGACUGUACAUCUUUCGGAUUUGUUUCAUUAAAAGAGAAGCACUUUAUGUACUGCUGUCUUUUUUUCCCCUGCUUUCUCUCUUCCUUUUUCUUCUGUCUGACUCCUGGGUCUGUGGGCCAUGGCAUGAGUGUUUUCUAGUAGUAGACUGGAGUAGUAGACUGUUUAAGAACAAAUGAUCCGGUUCCUGAUGUGUAGAGACUCUUAUGUACCAGGGUUUUUGAUGCUGUCCUUGCCUUCAUGUGAUGGGACCGACAGCAGCCACAGGCACUGCCCUGCAGCCCCUGCUCCCAGCUCCAGAGUGGGCACCACUUGGCUCACCUUGCUGUUGCCCCACCAUCGGUGCCCUUUGCUAAGUGCACCUUCCUGUGCCACGUGGAGCGAUCAAAGCAGCUGUACCUCACAUCCCACUGCCUGCAGAGCAGGCAAGCCGCCUUCCGUACCCUGAAGAUGCCAGUGGCCACUGUGGCUGGCCGGCUGCUGGGCAGAGCCACCCAGCGCAGAGGAUAGCUUCAGGUACACAAGCAAGCUCCCUGGAACUGCAAGGUGAAGCACACAAGGCUGUCCCAGAGUGGGGCUGUGGGGACCUGCUGACCGAAGAAGUGCCACGUGCAUGAUGCUGAUGCCUGACCAUGGAGAAAGUCUCACCCUUGACGCUUGUACUCCUUAGUCCUGGACUGUUGCUUAAAGUAAACAAUACCCACCUUUUGAAGCAC
Molecule: messenger RNA, 1363 nt
Organism: Mus pahari (shrew mouse)
Lineage: Eukaryota; Metazoa; Chordata; Mammalia; Rodentia; Muridae
Gene: Jpt1
Product: Jupiter microtubule associated homolog 1
Exons: 5
Coding region: 115-579 (154 amino acids)
Cellular component (GO): nucleus
Source: RefSeq, a predicted model, not a curated record